CGUGAACGCCUCUCCCAGCGGGACACGGGCGGAGGCAGGACAGCGUGAGCGGACAAGGGAGGAGGAGGACACCGUCCGACACCCAGCGGUUCAUCUGUUCAUCCCGCCGAGUCAAGAUGGAGUCCCACAGGCUGAGCGUCUCUCCGGAUGUCAGGAUGCAGAGGAGCUACACGCAGCAACACGGCGCCAGAGGCGGCCAGGACAACCUGUUUGGUGUCAGGGUGCAGGUCCAAGGGAUUAAAGGUCAACCCUACGUGGUUCUGAACAGUUCUGGCCAGGAGAUCCACCGGGACGUCUCGGUUAUCACCCACCAGGCAGGGUACAGCCCCGGCAUGGUGAGGCGGUCCGCGGACGAGAGGCCCCGUCCCGCCGAGUCACAGGGGACCGAAAACUCCUCCGCGUUUCACUACCAGAAACACCCCGAGAUCCUGAGGCCGUACGACCCCGAGAGCAACAACAUGCACUUAGUCGUUCCCUCAGCAGCUUCAGGUGUCGGACACCCUGACACCGCGGGCAAACCCAGGAUCCCUCUGCCCGCCGAGGGCCCCGUGGGAGACCACGGCGAGGUGGCCGUGAACAGGACACCUUCUCCAUGUAGACGAGUCCCCGCGAGUACCCCGGACUCCGUGGACACGGAGUCCUUCCUGUCCGUGGGGAAGCUCAUAAGCCGCUUCAACAGCAGCCAGCGGAGGGGGCGGGGGGGCCCGAGGAACCGGUUGGAACCGGAGCAGUGUCGGAGGUCGCGCAGCGUGGACAGCAGCCGGAACCACGACUCCUCGCCCUCGUCCUCCUCCUCCAGCAGGGCCUCGUCCCUGAGGGGCAUCAGGGGCGAGACGACCUCGGGUGGGAUGUAUCCCCCGGGGUCGGCCAGGGCGCGACUCCUCGGCGGAGAAGCCCCUUUGCCGCGGGAGGAGAACAAGCCCGGCGCAGCGCUUCAAGGACAUCGGGGAAACGGGACGGUGUCUCCGCGAGCUGCAAAAUCACUUCAGAGGCCUGAGAAAUCCAGGUCCUUUAGUGACCAGGCGGAUAAAUCUGAUGAAAGAGAUGCACAGGUGACUCCUGAUCUUCUGAAAGGACAGCAAGAACUCUCAGUUGACCCACCUGAAGACGCAGAUAAACAAAUGCUGUUCACUUACCUCAAGGAUGGGACGGCGGACGAUGACUCCACCACUCAGAAGAAAGUCACCGUGCUGCUUGAAAAGGUCAAAAAGGACUAUGCAGAGGAGGGGAAGCUUCUGCAGCAGAAACAGGCAGCGCUGGAGAAGGAAGUGGUUGAACUAAAGCAAAAACUGGAAACGGAGAUUAAGAAUGAAAAGACUCUAGCCAAGGCUUGUGAAAAGGCCAGGACAGAGAAGAAGAAACUCCAGGAAGAGCUGGCCAAAAGCCAGGAAGAGCUUUACAAACUCAGCGACAGACUGGCGGAGAUCGAGGCUGAGCUCCAGUCUACCAAAAAGGAGCUGACACAGAUGAAGGCAGAGAAAGAGAGAUCUAGGACGGAGAUGAAAGACCUUCAGAUGCAGCUCUCUGAGAUGCACGAUGAGCUGGACCUCGCCACGAAGGCCGAGGUGAUUAAUACGGACAAAGAAGUCCUACUGGAGGAUAUGGCGCAGCUGCGUGUGGAGUUUCAGGAGAUGCUGCGGGUGAAAGAGGAGCAGGAGGAGGUGCUGCACCACAGGGAGAGGGAGCUCAGCGCCCUGAAGGGGGCGCUCAAAGAGGAGGUGGAGACUCACGAUUCUUACAUUGGCGCCUUGAAGGAGGAAUAUGAAAGUGAGCUGGAGAAGAUGCUCAGGGAUUUAGACCUGGCUAAAGAGAGCAGCGCGCUGCUGGGUCGAGAGAUGGCCGAAGCAGCAGAGGAGAAAGGCACGACUAAGGUGCUGCUGAAGGAUCUGAGCCAGGACAGGGAUCAGCUGAGAGGAAAGGUGCAGGAGCUGAACAACAAGGUGGAUCAGCUGAAUCUGACACUUCAGGAGUCCAAAGCCGCAGAGAGGCUCCUGGAGCAGAGCGCGAAGCAGCUGGAGAGGGAAAAGCAGCAGGUGGAGGAAGCGCUGGCGGAUGUGAGGAGGAACGAGGAGGAGAUGUGUCAGUCCAACCAGUUGCUGCUCACUCGCCUGGAGGACGUGCAGAGUAAGCUGACCAAGCUAAACCAUGAGCACAGGGACCUGAAGGAGAAACUCAAGGAGGAGAGGAAACAAAUAGAGGAACUAUGGAGGGCAAAAACUGAGCUGGAGGAUGAGAGGAGGCUGCAGGACAGAACUGUGGAGCAACUGCAGAGGAAGAUGAAUAGCAUCAUGGAGGAGUGCGAGGCGUCUACAGAUGUGCUUCAGGACCAGGUCGAGGAGGCCAGAGAGAGGAGUCAGAGGGAGUUGGACGAGCUGCGCAGACAGCUGCAGGAAAAGGGAGGCGAGCUGGAGAAAUGCCGUCAGGCGGCCAAAAAGCUUCAGGAAGAGCUGCUUCCUCUGGAGGAGGACCUGCGGCGCUGUCGCAGGGAGCAGCAGGAGGCCCAGCUGAGGGUCCGGCAGCUGGAGCAGAAGGUGGAGGAGCUGGAGGAGAGAAACGCAGCGGCGGCGGGAGAGCGAGAGCGCCAGGUCAAAGUCAUGGAGGGACGCAUCGGCCAACUGGAAGAGGAUCUCAACGAUGAGCGCGUCAGCGCUGACAGCCUGAUGGAACGAUUAGACAAAACCAAAGAGCAGAUGGAUCAGAUGAGGAGUGAGCUGAUGCAGGAGAGGGCAGCCAGGCAGGACCUGGAGUGUGACAAGAUGAGCCUGGAGAGACAGAAUAAAGACCUGAGGAGCAGAGUGACUCAUCUAGAAGGAUCCCAGAGGACCAACCAGGAUUCGCUUGUCUCCAAACUUAACAGCCGCAUUCAGGAGCUCGAGGAAAGGCUGCAAGGAGAAGAGAGAGACAACAACAGCCUGCAACAAGCCAACCGCAAGCUGGAGCGCAAGGUGAAGGAGAUGAAGAUGCAGACGGACGAGGAACACGUCAACCUGCAGAGCCAGAGAGACCAGCUGACCCAGAGGCUGAAGACGGCCAAGAGGCAGAUGGACGAGGCGGAGGAGGAGAUUGAGCGACUGGAACACGGCAAAAAGAAGCUGCAGAGAGAACUGGACGAGCAGAUCGAGUCCAACGAACAGCUCCACGGGCAGCUGAGCUCACUGCGGAGCGAGAUGAGGCGUAAGAGGAAAUCCUCCCCUCCUCUCAGUAAGGACGACGGGAACGACGUGGAUGACCUCGGGUCCGACUGACAGGCGUCCGAUGGAAACAGCGCGUGUCGUCUUUGGACUUUUGUUAAUGAUGGACUUGAUGUUAUUAUUCAACAUAACCCCUUUAACAAACUCAGGUGUGACUUCACGAUGUUCCCGGGUUGCCAUGUCUGACCUCUUGUGGCAACAUGUAUAACUGCAAAACCCGACAAACUGAUGUCUUACAAUGCAGCCGAAGGGCUGGCUUAUUUACCUCCACUCACAUUCAUUCAUUUGUUAAUGAGCUAUUCAUUUGCAGCAUGCGUUUACCCUCAACUGUAAAUCUUGAACUAAUGAAUCAAUA
Molecule: messenger RNA, 3546 nt
Organism: Pungitius pungitius (ninespine stickleback)
Lineage: Eukaryota; Metazoa; Chordata; Actinopteri; Perciformes; Gasterosteidae
Product: cingulin-like protein 1
Exons: 19
Coding region: 117-3245 (1042 amino acids)
Biological process (GO): protein localization to cell-cell junction
Cellular component (GO): bicellular tight junction; myosin complex
Source: RefSeq, a predicted model, not a curated record